GGUAAUUAGAGAGGUAGGCAGCAAUAUAUAAAUAGAGGUUGUCAUCAACAAUAGUAACAUAACAUAUCAUCAAAACUUGAUAUCAAAGAGAAUCAUUUUAGUUUCAAACUGAGAGGAGAAGAAAAAAAAUGUUGGCCAUUUCUCCUCAAAUGUGUUCAUAUGGGUGGGUUAUGGAUGAUCCCAUGAUGAGCCAUCAACAAGAGAAUUUGAGCUAUUUUUCUAGAGAGAGAACAGAGACGACCUCAGGUUCCAUUGAUCCCCACUCCCCCUCCUCCAAAAUCCCACUCGAUUUUGGUAGCAAUUUCAACGACGAUUUCUUGAAUGGAGAUGGAAAUAAGAAGGUGAAGAAACUCAACCACAAUGCAAGCGAGCGUGAUCGCCGCAAGAAAAUGAACACUCUGUAUGCCAACCUUCGCUCUCUCCUCCCUCCUGAGGAUCACUCCAAAAAGCUGAGCAUUCCAGCCACCAUCUCGAGAGUGCUGAAAUACAUACCUGAACUGCAGAGAGAAGUGGAGAGACUGAUGCAGCAGAAGGAGAGAUUCAUCUCCAAGAUUUCAAUGGCGGCCGAAAACUCAUCUCUUGAAUUCAAGAAUCACACAGAGAAACCAACUCAACGAAGCUCGAAUUCAGCAGCUUCUGCAACUAGAAUCAACGACGGCCAAGUCGUUAUUCAGAUCUCCAUGCCCAAAUCAGAAAAGGGUUCCAUUUCUGAAGCAAUCUCGAGAUUGGAGGAAGAAGGUUUUCUCAUGGUGAAUGCUUCUUGUUUCGAAUCAUUUGAAGGGAGGCUUUUCUACAAUCUGCAUUUUCAGGCACAAGAAGGUCAAGUGAUAGAUGCUGAGAAGUUGAAGGAGAAAGUUUGGCCUUUGAUGUAGAACGAUAUCUCGUAAUUCAAUCUCGUGUUUUAUUUCAUUCGUGCAAACUAGUAUAAAGUAUAACGUCAUGUUGUAUUGUAGUAGACAUUAAUGGAAUAGAACAAGAGGUGAAAAGUGGUGAAGAAGAAGAUGUUUUUUCUUUUUUUUGAGAUAGUGAAGACGAAGAUGUUGUAUACUAACAUUCCUCAUGUUGUGGAAUCCCACUGUUUAGAAUUGGAGAUUUUCAUAGCUACA
Salvia miltiorrhiza (redroot sage) is the source of this 1106-nucleotide messenger RNA. Its product is annotated as transcription factor ORG2-like. Gene Ontology annotation, molecular function: DNA-binding transcription factor activity, RNA polymerase II-specific; protein dimerization activity; RNA polymerase II transcription regulatory region sequence-specific DNA binding. The record is from RefSeq and is a predicted model, not a curated record. Gene Ontology annotation, biological process: regulation of transcription by RNA polymerase II. The coding region runs from base 129 to 872 and encodes 247 amino acids. Gene Ontology annotation, cellular component: RNA polymerase II transcription regulator complex. The transcript has 3 exons. Lineage: Eukaryota; Viridiplantae; Streptophyta; Magnoliopsida; Lamiales; Lamiaceae.